GACGAUACUCUUGCCGUAUACGCUCAGUUCGUUUGCCUGCGUCUGUCCAUCAGCCGCUGCCUCGUAUCCUGUUUCGACCGCAACCACCAGUACAUCCUGGCCGAGGCCACCCCUACCCUUUCCUUGACGACAGGCAAAGCCGAAGACUCUAAAGACGAGCUAUGGAUGGGCUCGUGCGUUACAGAGCGCUACACACACCUGUGCGAACGCACUCUCGAGAUUGCAGAUAAGAAGGCAGACAAAAGUCAUGAUGGCGUCGUCAUAAUGCCCAACAUUGAAGACGAUGAAUGGUACAAGCAGCGGAAAUCACACAUCAACCUGCCGGACCAGGUGCGCUUCUAUGCUGGCAUCGCUAUUCGAAGCCCCUAUGGUCCCGUUAUCGGCGUCAUUACUGUUCUGGACGAUAAGCAAAGAGACGGUCUCCCGUCCGAAGACCAGCUUUUUCUCCAAUACAUGUCAGACACAAUCAUGUCCCAUCUCGAUAUGGUCAGAUCCAAAGAAGAGCAUCGUCGGACAUCGAAGAUGGUCUUGGGCUUGGGUUCUUUCGUAGAAGGUAAAGAUCACGUCGAUAUGGACCUGCACAACAAGGACGUUCCUAAGAGCAGCGUUGUCGAGCAUCAAGGAACUUCGCCUUUGACUCCUGGAGCUUCUGCUCCCAAGCCCCCAGAGAUGGAGGAUAUCGAGGAAAACAACCCUGUUCUGGGUCCAGAAGACACCAAAAAUGCCGAUGAUGCUCUUAGCUUUGAGAACUUACAAGCUCAAAUGUUAUCGACCGACGUCAAGUCUACUUUCCAGCGUGCUGCCGGGAUCAUCAAGAAUGCAAUCGACGUUGAAGGUGUCGUCUUCCUUGACGCAUCCGUGGGCAGCUUUGGUGCCUUAGUACAGUCGGUACCCGCUACAUCUGAGAACGAUACUGCUUCGUACUUUAGUCGCAGUUCCACCUCCAACAAAGAAUGUCAUGUCUUAGGGAGUGUGGGUAAAACCGAUCCAGGCUUCGCCAUUACAGAAGGCUUCUUGCAUUCCUUCUUGACUCGCUACGGACAAGGAAGAAUUUUCAACAUCGACCCUCAAGAAAGCAAGCUGCACAUGAAGAAUACUCAGAAACCCGAAGAGUCUGAGGAUUUUGGUCAAAAGGUCGAGCCCAUGGAGGAGCAACACCCCGAUAAAGAAUCGCGAGAGCAAGUGCGUCGACAGAGGCAGACUGAUAUCGCUCAACUGCAGCGCCUCUUCCCAGAAGCCCGUUCUCUAGCGUUUGUACCGAUGUGGGAUGAUCAUCGAAUGCGCUGGUUUUGCGGCGGAUUCAUAUGGUCUAACAAGGCGAUACGCUUAUUGCACAAGGACUCCGAGCUGAGCUUCUUACGCGCCUUUGGCAUGUCCAUUAUGUCUGAGGUUGCCAAACUUGACACCGCCAUGGCAGAUAGGGCCAAGUCUGAUUUGCUUAACAGCAUUAGUCACGAGCUUCGUAGUCCAUUGCAUGGUAUUUUGGGAAGUAUCGAAUGCUUGGAGUCCUCGGAUCUUGACCCCAUGCAACAAGGCCUCGUCGAGACUGUUGACACCUGUGGACGCACGCUUCUGGACACCAUCAACCACCUCCUCGACUUCAGCAAGAUCAACAACUUUACACGCAACAAGUCGAAGCGUGAUAAGAAUUCAGAAACCAGACAGGCCGACAUGUUGAGUCUCGACUCGACUGUACACUUGCCCACCAUUACCGAGGAAGCCUUGGAGACCGUCUUUGCUGGUUACACUGCUCCUGGAAGCUCUCGUGAGGACACCGGCAAGGACUCAAAGAACUCGAAACCUAAUCGGUACGUGGAGAUUGUCGUAGAUAUUGAGGCCAAAGAUCACGAAAAUUGGCUACUCUGUACGGAAGGAGGGGCCUGGAAGCGACUCGUUAUGAACUUGACCGGAAACAGCUUGAAGUACACCAGCGACGGCUUCAUCUACGUAAAGCUCGCUUCUUCAGAGCUACCGAGGGAUAGCAAUGGCUCCAAGAGAAGCCGCAUAACAUUGACCAUCAAAGACACCGGUAGAGGCAUGUCCAAGGAGUACUUGCAGAACCAUCUAUUCAGACCUUUUGCACAAGAGGACCCGUUGAAUCCUGGUGCAGGACUUGGCCUCUCCAUGGUGCGACACAUCGUCAGCAAUCUUGGUGGCGAAAUUUCUGUAGAAUCGGAGGUGAACAAAGGCACUGAGAUCCGCGUCGAAGUGAUCAUGCUGGAUCCAGCUCCAAGUCCGGAAGCUAACGAUGAAGCUUUCAUCAUGACCGAAGCGACACAGAAGCUUCAUGGGCUCCAAGCAGUGUUCGUCGAUCCGCCGAAUACCAGCGAGGGAGAAACUCCGUCUCAAAGAUCACUCCGCAAUGCGCUCGAUAAGCAAUGCUGGGGAUGGUUCAAGAUGGAGUUUUCCACCGUCAGUAGAGUGGAUGAGGUUGGAAACGCAGCGGUGGUGCUUACAACAUGCCACACACUACCUGGAAUCACGGAACAGCUAAUCAGGCUCGGCAAACCGGUCAUAGUGCUUGGUGAGAGCAAUACACAUCUCCGACAAGUGUACGCUGAGAACGAGGCGCUUCGAAGAGCAGUCACGGCCGAGUUCAUCGCGCAACCUUACGGUCCUCGUAAGCUGGCGCGCGCUUUUGUAUCGUGCAAAGAACAACAUCCUCCACAGCUAGAGAAUGUCGUUCUUUACAGGGACACAGAACUCCUGACACUACCAAGCAAACCCUUGUUCGAUGCCAAGACACAUGAGCAAGAGCAAGACAAUAAGCAACCUCCAGACUCGGAUGACCAGCCAUCACCACCAAAGGCUCGAAAACCGAGCAAAGCAACAGAAAAUCAUGAGGCUAAGGGAGCGACAGAACCAGAGAAUGUUUCCAAACCACUACGCCUCCUUCUUGUCGAUGACAAUAAGAUCAACCUGCAGUUGCUUGUUCGAUACUGCAAGUCCAAAAAGCACGAGUAUGUGACAGCCGAAGAUGGUGUCGAAGCAGUAGAAGCCUUUUGCUCGCACCAGAAGGAAGCAGCAACCAAAUUUGAUUUCGUGUGCAUGGACAUCUCUAUGCCGAGGAUGGACGGGCUGGAAGCUACGAGGAGGAUACGCUCGUUCGAACACAGCAAUGGCAUGCAAGCGAGUAAGGUCAUUGCAUUGACUGGAUUGGCGAGUGCAGAGGCCCAGCAAGAGGCCUUUUCCUCUGGAGUGGAUCAAUUUAUGACCAAGCCUGUGCGACUGAAAGAGUUGGGUGAGGUGUUG
Messenger RNA from Aureobasidium namibiae CBS 147.97, 3252 nucleotides. RefSeq lists its product as uncharacterized. The transcript is spliced from 3 exons. NCBI's taxonomy places the organism in Eukaryota, Fungi, Ascomycota, Dothideomycetes, Dothideales, Saccotheciaceae. The annotation marks the transcript as partial. Gene Ontology annotation, molecular function: phosphorelay sensor kinase activity; histidine phosphotransfer kinase activity. The record is from RefSeq and is a predicted model, not a curated record. Gene Ontology annotation, biological process: phosphorelay signal transduction system; protein autophosphorylation.